Messenger RNA from Manduca sexta (tobacco hornworm), 709 nucleotides. It is a transcript of the gene alka, whose product is annotated as glycine receptor subunit alpha-1-like. NCBI's taxonomy places the organism in Eukaryota, Metazoa, Arthropoda, Insecta, Lepidoptera, Sphingidae. The record is from RefSeq and is a predicted model, not a curated record. Gene Ontology annotation, cellular component: membrane. Bases 179 to 709 code for a protein of 176 amino acids. Gene Ontology annotation, molecular function: extracellular ligand-gated monoatomic ion channel activity. Gene Ontology annotation, biological process: monoatomic ion transport. The transcript is spliced from 6 exons.
CAGUUAAAACUACCACGGUAGCCGUUGUGGCCGGGUUCAUAAAAAGUGAUAGUUUGUGACAAGUGUUGUGAAGUGUUCAGGAUGCGAUAUCUGGAACCGGUAUUUUUUUUCUGACUAAUCGGCGGCACUGGAAUGUCCCCGUACGCGACCAUCUCGUGUCCAGACCCUGCUCACAACCAUGAUUCCCUGCACAUGGCCGACCACACUAUUUUUCUUGAUAUGGUUGUGCAAUGACGUGGUGUCAAAAAGGAAUCACACUCUGAAGCCCCGUGUCGUGCUUCCCGAGAAUUAUGUUAAAGAGAUGCGUCCCCCAGCUCGGAAAGGUCAGCCUGUCAUCGUAGAAUUCAGCAUUUAUGUUGUCGACGUCAACUCAAUUAACGUAGAAGAUAUGGAUUUUAGAGUGGAUAUGUUUAUAAGACAGACGUGGAGUGAAAGCCGGUUGCAGCUGCCUGAAGAUAUCUUCGAGGAAGGCGACGACCACGUCACUCUACCCCCGGAGUUCUUCGACAAUUUAUGGCACCCUGAUCCGUACUUCUUGAACUCAAAAGUUACCGAAAAGAGACCUAGAGGGAGACCACAAACUGCAUGGACAAAUGUGUUGCAACGCGAAAUGGUAGCAUGCAAUGUUUCCGAUGAUGACGUCAUGAAUAGAGCAAAGUGGAAGAAAAAUAUAAAGAAGGCUGACCCCACCAUCAUAUGGGAAGAUUAA